Molecule: messenger RNA, 987 nt
Organism: Colletotrichum costaricense
Lineage: Eukaryota; Fungi; Ascomycota; Sordariomycetes; Glomerellales; Glomerellaceae
Product: 2,5-diketo-D-gluconic acid reductase B
Exons: 3
Coding region: 1-987 (328 amino acids)
Molecular function (GO): oxidoreductase activity
Source: RefSeq, a predicted model, not a curated record
AUGAACGAGCCCAUCCCGCUCCCGGGCUCAGGUUCAGGCUCAACGGGAACGAUGCCCCGCCUCGGUCUCGGCGUCUACCAGCUCAGGGGGGAAGAAUGCUUCGCGGCCUGUCUGGCGGGGUUAGAGGCCGGGUACCGGCACAUUGAUACCGCGCGGCUGUAUGGGAAUGAAGAGGAGGUCGGGAGGGCCGUUGGGGUGUUUUUGAGACGGCGAGAGGAGGGGUCAUCGGAUGGGUGUGGUGAUGGACGGGGAGUAGAGGGGGCAGGGAAGAGUAGAGUCCAGAGGGAGUAUCUGUUUUUGACGACCAAGGUUGAACGGUGGGAGGGCGACGGGGAGAAGAUGUAUGAGAGUGUAUUGGGGAGUGUAAUGAGAAUUGCUGGGGAGGAGGAGGGUGGAGGGUACGUUGACUUGAUUCUCGUACAUCGUCCCGUUGCGCGGUGGAGGGAUAUCUGGAGCGUGUUGGGGAGGUUUGUGAGGGAGGGUAGGGCGAGGGUGCUCGGGCGAGAACUAGUCGCCUACUGCCAACAAAACGGCAUCGUGGUACAAGCGUACAGCCCUCUCGCGCGCGGGCAGCGGUGGGCGGAUCCGGUGUUGAGAGAGGUCGUGGAGCGGGUUCGGCGCCGUGUCGGGGUCGGUGUCCGGGAGGAUUCAAUACCGGUAUCCGGACGACGGGUUGCGGGGACGAACUGCCGCAACGACGACCCACGGGAGCGGGAGACGGCAGAGGAGAUUCCGGUGGAGACGGCAGUCACGAAAAAGAGAGAGAUCACGGAGGCUACAGUCACGCCGGCGCAGGUGCUAAUCCGGUGGUCUCUGCAACGCGGAUAUGUGCCGCUUCCCAAGAGUGCGGACGCAGAGAGAAUCAGGGAGAAUGGGGACGUGUUUUGGUUCAAGCUUGAUGAGGUCGAGAUGGGCAUGUUGGACGGAUUGGAUCUGGGGGCUGCGGGGGCGCUGUUUCCUAAGAAUUCUGCAGCCACGGGGCUAUAG